Messenger RNA from Capsella rubella, 1042 nucleotides. Its product is annotated as probable ribose-5-phosphate isomerase 1. Gene Ontology annotation, biological process: pentose-phosphate shunt, non-oxidative branch. The transcript has a single exon. Gene Ontology annotation, molecular function: ribose-5-phosphate isomerase activity. The coding region runs from base 58 to 861 and encodes 267 amino acids. The record is from RefSeq and is a predicted model, not a curated record. NCBI's taxonomy places the organism in Eukaryota, Viridiplantae, Streptophyta, Magnoliopsida, Brassicales, Brassicaceae.
AUAAGAGUCUCUCAUACAUUUGUGCAUUCAAAAAUUCACAAACCAAGUCGUGUACAAAUGGGUUCAGCGUUCGAUCCCCUAGCCAUGGCCACUGAGGAACCCGCCGUCGUUAACUCAACGCCUCUUCUCUCUAACCUCACCCAAGAAGAACUCAAGAGAAUCGCCGCCUAUAAGGCUGUCGAAUUCGUCGAAUCUGGAAUGGUCAUUGGUCUCGGCACUGGCUCCACCGCGAAACACGCUGUGGCUCGUAUCAGCGAGCUUCUCCGUGAAGGAAAACUCAAGGAUAUCAUCGGAAUCCCUACUUCAACCACAACGCAUGAGCAAGCGGUUUCACUUGGGAUACCGUUGUCCGAUCUGGAUUCGCACCCAGUCGUAGAUCUAUCAAUCGACGGCGCUGACGAAGUCGAUCCGGCUCUCAAUCUGGUGAAAGGACGCGGCGGCUCGUUGCUGAGAGAGAAGAUGAUUGAAGGAGCAUCUAAAAAGUUCGUUGUGAUUGUUGACGAAUCGAAGCUCGUGAAGUAUGUCGGAGGAAGCGGACUCGCCGUACCGGUGGAGGUUGUUCCGUUCUGCUGCGAUUUCACACGGGGGAAACUGGAGGAGCUUUUCAGAGAAGCUGGAUGUAAAGCGAAGCUCAGGAUGAAGAUUGGAUCCAACGGCGGAGAUGCGGCGCCGGCUGUUACGGAUAAUGGGAAUUACGUGGUGGAUUUGUAUCUGGAGAGAGACAUGGGAGAUUUAGAGGCGGCGAGUAAGGCGAUACUGAGGUUUCCCGGAGUGGUGGAGCAUGGGAUGUUUCUCGGAAUGGCGACUACAUUGAUCGUCGCCGGGAAAUUCGGUGUAACCGUCAGGGAUAGGUUUGGAUAAAAGAGUCAUUUUCAAAAUAGUUAGGGUUUAUGGUUUGAUUUUGGAUUUUGGAUUAAAGAGGGGAUGGAUUCUCUCUGGUUCUGUAAACCCUUUUCUCCUAUUGGCUUAGAAAUUUUGACUUAUUUUUUCUGUAGAACUUUGACUUUUUGUGGAGUACAACAUCUCCCCGGACCUUAUGAUA